Trichoderma atroviride IMI 206040 is the source of this 1847-nucleotide messenger RNA. NCBI's taxonomy places the organism in Eukaryota, Fungi, Ascomycota, Sordariomycetes, Hypocreales, Hypocreaceae. The record is from RefSeq and is a predicted model, not a curated record.
CAAAGUCUUUGUCAGUCAGCUUUGCUUCACGGUUCUCUCUAACCGCCAACUAUUUUGUGUGGCCAUGGAAGAGGACAACCUCCCACAAGCCGCCUUGGCUGGAAGAGAUGAAAGCAGGGUUCCUUGGGAGCUUGUCGAGGAUAUUGUGAGCUAUCUGGAUAAUCGCUCAAUCAAAAGUCUACGUUUGACUUGUCGACUCUUUGCCUCUCUCAAGCUGCGCAUAAAUCGAGUCUUUCUUUCCCCAUAUUCGAUUGACAUUCAGACCUUUUACGAUAUUGCCGCAAGCGAUGUCUAUCGGCCUGACAUUGUUGAAGUUGUUUUCGACGAUGCCUUCCUAGGGUAUCCUCUUGAAGACGACGACAGCUAUGACACACUUCCAGAUUCAGAUUCAAUGUACAUGAGUACGGAUCCGAUCUGGCUUCAGCUUGAAAGAAAUGAAAACGUCCGACAAUCAAUUAGGCGUUUUGGCAACGACGCUGGACGCCUUCCUAAACGCCUGAGGAAAAUCCAGCGAGCAGGCGCUAAACUAACAGUGGAGGAUGUAAGCCAAUUUUGGCUGAAACUAGAGAAAGAUCAAAUGAACAAUAUUUCUAUGGGAGCGGAUGUCAAGGCUUUUCGCUAUGCUCUGCAUCACUUGCCCGCGCUGCGAACGGUCACCGUUACGCCGGCGACACAUGGGUUUAUCUUUUCGCCUCUUUACCAAACCCCAUUGAUUCGUUCUAUUCCUAUGGGAAUGAACUACCCGCUUCCGCAACCUUGGGAGAAAGAAAAAGCAAUUUGGCGCGGUUAUAAUAUGGUGACGAAGACUUUGGCUGAAGAGAACGUGCACCAUCAUGUCUCCGAAUUCUCCGUCGACGCUCAUUAUCUUCAUACAGGCCUCAGCUGCCGCCUCUUUGAUGAAGAAAGCGAAGAGUAUGAUGACUUUCGGACUAUUCUUCAGCAGCCCAACUUCAAGAAGCUACACCUCUCGCUUCUUGUGGCUGGGCAAGAGAAUGUCAACAUACGCUGGCCAUCCUUCCGCACCAAUCUGCUGCGAAACGCCAUAGCGGAAGCUAUGCAGCUAGAGCAUUUCAGCAUGGAGACAGACUGGGAUAUGGACCGCAUCGUCCAGCCUCCAACGCUGCGAACGUUCCUCCCUAUUGAAGGCUGGGCGAACCUCAAGCAUUUCCGGCUGUGGAACUUUCCACUCCGCAGCGCUGAUCUGAUAUUGACGCUCUCGCGGCUUCCCGGGCUGCAAUCCAUUGAGCUGGGCUUUUUGGAUCUGUUUGAACAAGACAACCACCAUGAUCUGCUCAAUGCAAUGCGCGACACUCUGAAGCUGCAUAAGCGACCGGUGCCGCCUAGAGUCAGAUUGGGCAUAAUGGUCCCAGACGUUACUUACGGCCGCUCAGAGUAUCUUCGCGGACGUGCAAUUUGGCUUGACAAAGAAGUCGAGGCGUUUUUAUAUCGGGAUGCUGAGAAUCUCUUUGAGCCUGGCAGGGAUACCUUGGCGCGUGUCAUGGGCGUUGUGAGGGAUGCUUUUGAUCCUACGUAUGAGAAGCCUUAUGCGCCUCCUCCUCCCGGACUCUAUCAUUAUAAUCACUUUGGACCUAUGUACGAUUAGAAGUUGUAUAUAGCUUUUUGCAAAGGAAGGAGAAAUAGAUUGGCAAUACGAGAUACUGAGUUUUAAGAAAUGAGCUGUAGAGCUAAUCGUUAUGGAGUGCAAUAUGCUGUUAAUCUAUAUACAGAGAAAAGAAACCUCAUAAUUUAUUUCUCCGUGCAACAUCUAAAACAUGUGAAUCUUCUUCGCCGAGUGAAACAUGGCCGGCAAAAAAUCCCUAUUGUCAUUCAAAUUCUCAAUCGCCUGC